This is a messenger RNA of Fusarium graminearum PH-1, 1530 nucleotides long. RefSeq lists its product as uncharacterized. The transcript has 4 exons. NCBI's taxonomy places the organism in Eukaryota, Fungi, Ascomycota, Sordariomycetes, Hypocreales, Nectriaceae. Bases 1 to 1530 code for a protein of 509 amino acids. The record is from RefSeq and is a predicted model, not a curated record.
AUGGUUCUCGAUGAGGUUAAGUCGCCAUCGGGAUCUGAGAGUGGGUGUGAUCUCGCAACUCCGAAAUGUCGUCGGUGCCUCAAAGCAGGAAUCUCUUGUCGUGGAUAUGAGCGGUCAACACUCUGGGUUCACCGGACUCAAGCUCAACCCAAUGUCUCUGCACUAUCUGCUGUGAAGGAUGCAAGACUAGAAGAGCGUCUGCGAGAGACGCCAGAGCUAGUCGACUGGCUACAUACUCUAGAGCAAAUGCGGGAUCAGCUCUAUUCGUCCAAGUCAUCGUAUCAAGUAGUAACGUUUCGAUUACAAGCACUUUCCAUCGCCGACAGUAUUUACUAUCCACUGCCCAGAGUUAGCGAAAGCUGCCAAGACUCAACUUCAACUCCUUCGUCUUGGUUCAAAGCGGUAUGCCAUAUGCAGAAUCCUAAUCAAGCGUUGGACCACUCCCUCUUGGCGUUUUGUGCCAUUCAAAUUCGUGUAUCCAGACAAUCAGGCAUUUCAUAUGACGAGACAGUCCAACUUUACAACCAUGCUCUGUCCAAGAUCAUUGGUAUCCUAGAUAGUCCGUCAGAUGGGAGCAGUGACGAGAGUCUUGCUGCCAUUGUUAUUCUGUCUACUUGUGAGCUAUUUCUUUUUCAUACAAGUUCGAGCUGGAAUGCACACGCGCAGGGCAUUUCUGAAAUGCUCCGCAAUCGUGCCGUCUCGGGAAACACUACACAGAGCUGGAGUGACCUUUGCCGUCGUCUGUGUGUAAUAUGUGUCAUCCAAGCAAUGGUACAGAAGCGCCCUCUUAUACUCGAGCCUCACGUAUGGCGACAACAAAUCAGGCCACCCUCCAACCCUAGCUCAUUCGGUGGAUUAUUAGACCUUGCUAUAGACAUACCUUCGAUUAUAUCCAAUGCCUAUGAGCUCCUGCAAUCCAAUAGUAGCUCCAUGAGGGUUCUCUCAUAUGUCGAACCACUUGUCCAGAAGUUCCGAGAACUCGAUCAUUGGCGAAACAGUUAUAGUAAAGAGAUAUGGAGUCAAAGCGAAGCGCUCGUCUACUGGUCUGUUCCUGCCCAAGCCUGCAACCCGGCCGACAAAGACCACGAAGAGAAACUGUUCCCAUUUGCCCUCAUCUUCUCAUCUAUUGCAAGCGCCAGUGCUUGGAUAUUUGCCUCCAGUAUCAUGCUUGAUAUACUCGACACCAUCCUGCUUCUGCAUUCGAGAAACCACAAUGACAGCACGGUGCUGCAAUAUGAGAAUGAGACGCUCAACAGUGGCAUAACACCCAGUAUUCUGGAUGCCCUCCUCAAGGAUGCAAACAGACUUAGUCGGCUACUAUGUCAAAGCAUUGAGUUUUGCUAUCGCAUUGAGAAUGGUACUUUCGGGCCUCAGAUAACAUGCUAUGCUCAAGCGACACUGUUAAGCUAUUUUGCACAUCAUGGGCACAGGCGUGAGUUGGAUUGGUGUAAAGCUAUUCCUCAGAUGACUGGCCCUGGGACAAGUUUUGGGAUCAACUUGAUGCAGUUUAGACCAACGCUGGAUCUAUGA